Molecule: messenger RNA, 457 nt
Organism: Drosophila willistoni
Lineage: Eukaryota; Metazoa; Arthropoda; Insecta; Diptera; Drosophilidae
Exons: 2
Coding region: 122-412 (96 amino acids)
Source: RefSeq, a predicted model, not a curated record
UUAACUAAACCUUUGUUUGAAAACAAAAUAAAAUAUAGUAGCAUAAAAAUUAAAUCUAAAUUCUUCUUAGACAUGACAAAAUAAUUUGUUGACGUGCAUAAAUUUUAGAACCACAUUUACGAUGUCGAUAUCUAAAGAUUGGUCCCGGGCUGAGCCUUACAUUCCGAGGGAUAAUAUUAGAACCGAAGCAGGCCAAAGAACUCAAACACCCUUUAAGCCGUCCUUUGAAGAAGACGAAUGCCCCCCAUCGAUGGCCAUGAUAAUAGGUGGAGAAUAUGCAAGGAUUUGGCUGCGUGAUCGCGCUGCUUUUGUUAAAAAGCGCGAACGGGCCGUCAAACCUAAGUAUAUUAAAAACGAUUUCGAAUGGUGGUUAAAGUUGCGAAAAACUACAAAAAGCUUUUGUAAAAAGUAAUGUGCGAAGGAGCAAAAUUUAUAAAUAGUUUUAUAUUUUUAAAAA